AUGUCAUUGAUGAACCCACCAACAUGUUCCUCAUCGUCGUAUCGUUUUAGCGAUCUACCCAACGAAAUGUUCUUUUUGAUAUUGUCCUAUCUGGACCAUCGGCAACUCAUUGAUGUCAUGUCCCUCAGCAGGAGCUUCCGAUUGUGGUCUUUUCAAUUUCUUCUUUCUCAUUUUCAUUGUUCUAUCCAUACCGAUGAAUAUUGUAGUAGUACUGAGGAAAUGAUUCAUUGCUUGAGAGUACUUCCACAGACUCCCUUUUCCAGCGAUCAGAGAAGAUUUUACGGAUAUUUUAGUGUGGGUGAAGGAAUGAAUGAGUCCAAACAAUUGAAGACUUCCUUCUCGAGAGAUUAUUUGAGACUCAUGGUGAAAGAAUUAUUAAAUACUUCCACCGUUGUGAGAUUGGAUUUGACAAGUUUCAAACAAUUAGUUCCGGUGUUUUUGGGAGAUUCAAUUUUGGGUCAGAGCCUAUUGAAAACAUUGAUAUGGAAUAAUGACUUGAGACAGUUAUAUCUGGAUGUCAAACCCGACUCGGAUAAUGUUACACGACCGUGGAGUUGGGACGACUUGGCAAAUGCCAUUGGAACGGACGCAUUAUCACAACUUCAUACUUUGAAUGCUUGUGGAUUAAAAGGAUCAUGUACCAAAAUGUUGGAAAAGUUGCAAAAUAUUCGAGUAUUGAAUUUGAGAAGUGACGUAGCAAUUCCAAUGGAAAAGAUCGUGACGCUCUCACAUUUGACACAUCUUUCUUUGAAACACAACGAUUUACAGGAAGACAAUAUCUUUGAAAAGACGAAUUGCAAUCUUGAUCAACUAUUGAGAAAUAUACACCAACUCAAAUACUUGACUGUUCUUGAGGUGAUUGCCGGCCAAAAGACAUUAUUUAUUCGGGAUGAUACAGAAAUGAGAACCUCGCUCAGUAACUCCUAUUUGAAAAAGCUUACCAUUGUUUGUGAACGUAUGCAAAUUGAGUCAAUAAUUGUUGAUGCAAGCUCUACUGAACCAGCACCACUGUCACAAAGUUUUCCACAUUUGAAAGAGGCACAAUAUUUGUUUGGGUUUACAAGUGUGACCAUAUCUACAACUAAAUUAUUGUCCGUGCUUGUACCUCAAACUGUAGAACGACUUGAUCGAUUAGUAGUAUCAGAAAAAUUGGAUUUUGGCCUCUUCUCAAACAUCAAAAUCAAAACACUGGUCGUUUGGGGUUUCUCAAAAUCCGUUCCAAACAUGCAUUUCGAAGAACUGGUUGUUGGAACACGAUUCAAAACGUCUAACAUUUUUGCCAUUGAUGAUCUCAUUAACACAAACAACUCUGAUAUAACCUCCCUUCGAUUGCUGAAUUAUGUUCAAUUGCAAGGAUAUAACUCUUGGAAGACAUUGUCUCUUCUCAAACACCUUCACUUGGAAGGAUGUACAAUUGGAAUUGAGUGGUUAGCAGCAAUACUCAAAGCCUCACAACGCACUUUGCAGACAGUGAAAUUGGAGAGGUGUAAAAUUGAAAAUCCUUCAUAUAUUACCAAUUGGAAAGCGUUAACAUUGAGCUUCUCUGCCUUGCCAAAGCUUGUUGAAUUACGAGUCGUUAAUUGUUCCAACCAUGAAUUUUUUAUAUCUUGUCUAUCACAUAUUACUUUGAAACAAUUGGAAAUUCUUGAGUUGGUAGAGGUUUGCAACGUCACGAGCGAAACGCUGAUGAAUUUCUUUACAAACUCAAUAGGAAAUGCGAGUUUGAAAUUUUUCAAAUUAACUGAUGCUUGUGUGGAUGAUAGCAUGUUACAAACCAUCAUCACCUUGUCACAUGGAGAAAUCAAUACCACAGCUAAAAGCGGUUUAGUAACUAUGGAAGGAUUAUUAUCAAUACCAGACGAAUUAUUUGCUACUAUAUCAACCUUUAUUCUCCCAGCAUUAGAAAUUAAUUCAAACAAUAUUGAAGAGUAUUUCAAAGUGUUGAGCAAGUUAGAUCCAUCCACACUCAAGCGAUAUACCAUUUGUUUAUCUAGCAUUGAAUUAUAUUGUGACGUUUUUAAUUUUUUGAUACGUACUGGAUUUAACUUGGAACAAUUCAAUGUCAUUCUUUCAGAUCGAUUGGCUGUGCAGUCAAAUUCCAAGCUUAAUACGCAAAUUGCUGAUUCCUUGAAAAACUUAAUUCGAGCCAUGAAAAGUUUGCGAGGAAUGGUUUUGGAUUGGUCUCCAUUCCUUGCAAGUGAGUUUGAUGAAUUUAAACAAGCCUUGAGAAAAUCCGGUCGAUCAUGUCCCAAGUUGAUCUUUCCCAUCUCCAGCUUGAGUCCUCUCAAGUAUCCACAAGCAAUCCCUCAGUCCUAUCGAUACUCGAACUCAUCCUGCACUUGCAUGUAA
Molecule: messenger RNA, 2349 nt
Organism: Naegleria lovaniensis
Lineage: Eukaryota; Heterolobosea; Eutetramitea; Acrasida; Naegleriidae
Exons: 2
Coding region: 1-2349 (782 amino acids)
Molecular function (GO): protein binding
Source: RefSeq, a predicted model, not a curated record